This is a messenger RNA of Meloidogyne enterolobii, 2713 nucleotides long. The record is from the annotation of a GenBank genome assembly. Lineage: Eukaryota; Metazoa; Nematoda; Chromadorea; Rhabditida; Meloidogynidae.
GUUUUGUGAAUUGAUCCACAGGGCAUGGAUCGGAGGGUGGCCAAUAAGGUGGUGAUAUUUUGGGGUGAUGCCAUUAUCAUUCUUUAAGCAGCUAGGCAAUAUUUUCGCUCUACACUUGUCUAGUACCCAUUUUUCUUGCUGUCCAAUUGUCGCAUUACUUUUUAUUGCUGUCUAAUUGUCGCAGUACCCUUUGUUGCUGUUCAAUUGUCUUAUUACCCAAUUGCUUGAUGCUCAAUUGUCCUAUUUUUAGAUUCAUGUAUUUUGUCGCUUAUUUUCCAAAAUUUCAUGGGAUUUUCAAAAUUUUGGUUCGCACUCUGAAACCAAUCAACGCCAAACCUGAACUACACUCUUCGGUAUUAUAUUUUUAAUUUUGUUUUAUUUUUUAUUUUAGAUUUUUUACUAUCUUCCUGUUCUUACUAAUAUACAAAUGAAUAACAAAAAUGAUUCCUUUGAUGAAUUUUGGCAAGGAAUUGAUAUUCUUAAACAAAAACAAUCUCCAAUUAAUUCAAUUAAACGUCCAAAAAUUGGUGUACAACAACAACUUUUUAAAUGGCUAAAACCUAAUAAGAAUAAUAUUAAUGGUAAUGAAUGUUCUAUUAUUCCAGCAUGUGAAAAACCCAUAGCCAGUGUUUCCUCCCCAUCUUCAAUUCAUUCUUGUUCUUCUUUCUCAUCAUCAUCUAAUUUAUCACCACCAACUAAGAAGUCACGUAUAUUCAAACGUCGUCAACAUCAAAAACUAAUUGAAUUUGAAUCUGGUGUGAAAGGAUUUCCUUCUCUACAAAACAACAACAAUCAUUUACUUGUUUAUGUUCUUGGUGUAAAUAAAGGAGCUGACGAUCUUGGAAAACCUUUCAUUAAUUUAAAAUGUGAAUUGGCAACUGGGUCUGUUUCUUCUAAAAUGCGCAAAAUCAAUGUUUAUCUUCGUGAUUCCUGGGCUGUUGAAACUCCAGAACUUUGUACCCGUCAACUUCUACGAUUAAUUGAGCCAAACAAAAUUAAUGAAAAUACAUUCGAAAUUUGUGAUUCUUCCGAAGAUUCUUGUGGUGGAUUGCUUAUAGUAGAACCGGAGACACUCAUUUCCAGCACGCAAUUAUCGCAAGCACAUUACUGUCCAAGAAAAGCAAUGUUCCAAGAUCGAUUUAGAAGUACAGAUACAACAAUUGCGAUGACUGUUGGAACGAUUGCUCACGAACUUUUUCAGAUAGCACUAGAUUUACUUCCUUCAGAACUUUCAGCUGAAUGGCUUUUUAACUUCUAUAGAAAACAUUUCUUGACGAAAAUUUGUCCUGAUCUUGUUGGAAUGGAUUGUUCCCUUGAAAAAUUUGAAGAAGAACUUCGGCGUUAUUUGGAAAAUAUUUCUGAUUGGAUUAAGUCACAUCAUCCACACUAUAAAAACGAAAAGAAUAGUCAACCAAUCGCUCAAAUACGACAACAGAAUAUUGAAAAUGAUGAAAAUAAUGAUCCUAAUUUACCUAAUGAGCCCUUUUUCUAUUCAGAAACGGUUGAUAUUGAAGAAAAUAUUUGGACACCAACUAUUGGAUUUAAAGGCAGAAUUGAUGUUUCUUUUAUGGGUGGUGGGAAUACUUCACCUUGUUCAAACUCAAAUCAAUCACCUCUAUCAAUUAAUAAACAAUCCAAACUUGUUGUGCCGCUUGAAUUGAAAACAGGCAGAUCUUAUGGAUCAUCUGGCUGUGUAGAACAUCAAACACAAGUAAUGCUUUAUUCACUUAUGCUAUCUGAACGGGUGAAUAAUGGACAGCUCAGUUUAGGCUUUUUACUAUAUCUACGGGACAAUAAAAUAGCUUUAAUUCACCCCAAAGCUGUUCAAUUACGUGGAAUUAUUCAAAUGAGAAAUAGACUAGCUACUCAUUUUUCAAAAUUUACAAUUGAUUCAUUUCCAGAUCCUCUUCGAAAUCCACGAAGUUGUAUUAAUUGUCCUUAUUCUACUCUAUGUGGUACAAUUGCUUUAGGAAAUGAAAUUUAUGCGAAAGAAGAAGAAUCUUCCAAAAAUAAGACUCAAAAAUCUCGAUUAAAGAAAUUUUUAUCUCCUAAAAUUAAUAAUGAGGAAUUAAUGGUUGUUGACGAAAAAAUUAAACAAAAUGGAGUUGUUAAAAUUGCAAAUGAUAAACCUCAACGAACUUUAAAAAAUAAAAUUUCUGAAGAAAUGUAUAAUUUUAUUUUACAACAAACUGCUCAUUUAAACCAACAAGAAAUUCUUCAAAUAAAUUCUUGGAUAAAAAGUGGACUUGAAGAAUGGGGAAAAGCUUGGGAAAAUGGUUCAACAUUACGAUUAUUUAGAAAAACACCAAAAGAAAGAGAAUUAUUUGGAACUUGUCUAUCAAAUAUGCGUUUAAUUUCUUCUAAUUGUAAUAAAAAUGAUGUUGACAGUUUUAAAAAUUCUUUUUUAUUACAUUUUACUCGAGAAAGCAAUGAAAAAAUAACUGAAUUGGAAAAUUUUCAAUUAAAAGUUGGUACAACAAUUACUAUUUCAACAAAUAAUGCUUAUGCCUUAUUAAUUGCAAAAAUUCAUUCAAUUGAUAUUUCAACAAAUUCAAUAUUAAUUAUUUCUGACAAAGAUUUGUCUAAAAAUAUUGUUGGCAAAGAAGAAGAUGCUCAAAUUUAUUAUCAUUUGGAUAAACAUGAUGGUUUUACAUCUUAUGCUUUAGCUCUUGGAAAUAUAUCUGGAUUAUUAGAAAAUUCUCAAAAAGCGUAA